This is a messenger RNA of Laetiporus sulphureus 93-53, 1537 nucleotides long. RefSeq lists its product as uncharacterized. The transcript has 12 exons. NCBI's taxonomy places the organism in Eukaryota, Fungi, Basidiomycota, Agaricomycetes, Polyporales, Laetiporaceae. The coding region runs from base 263 to 1537 and encodes 424 amino acids. The record is from RefSeq and is a predicted model, not a curated record. Gene Ontology annotation, molecular function: metal ion binding.
CUCCUAGGACGGAGCUAUACCACUGCUCCGUACGUGAGACCCUGCCGUCCUGAAUGAUGUGUCAUUUGCUUGUCAAUUUCACUAUUGGUUCAUAUCUGGAAGAGAAGCAUCCUCCUUCGAUCUAGCCCAGUCAUCGCCGCAGGUUGUUGGCAGCGGGCAGGCAUCAUGGCCCGGCGGUUAUAAUCCCCUCACUCCCUCGCUUUUCUCCCCUCACCUCUCCCUACUCUUUUACUACCUAAUCUCUUGCGUCCAGUAAUAAUCCAUGGCGACGCCAACGGUUGCAGACCUCAAUAAGCAGAUGUGGGACGAAGCUCUCACGAGGCUUCUCGAUCUUUCCACCGUCACUAUCAAAAGGAAUGCCGAGUUGGAAGCUCGUGUCACAGAGCUUGAGGUGGAACUAUCGGUGUGGAAGCAAGCCCAUACGAAUGUCCUUGAAGCGGCAGAGCGGGACAAGAAAACGCAUAAUGCGCGAGUCGCCACACUUAACAAACAGCUCUCCUCGGGUCUGUUCAAGAACCAGAACCCGCUUGUUCUCUGCGUAAUUGACGGAGACGCUAACGUCUUCAACCCGUCCUUGAUAGCAGAAGGCCACAAAGGCGGCCGUCUCGCUGCUCAGGAGCUGACCAAAGGAAUCGCCGAGUUUCUUGCCCAAGAAGAGGUGCAGGUUUUCGGGAGACUCUCGUUCUGGGUCACCGUCUAUCUGCAUAAGCGUGGCCUUCUUAGCAUGCUACAGAGUGAGAAUAUUUGCAGCGCCGAUCAGUUCGAGGCCUUCAUCACAGGCCUGAGCCAGGCUUCUCCUCGCUUCUCUAUUGUGGAUGUCGGACCGGGUGAUGGGGCUGACGUGAAAAUUAAAGAGUAUCUUCAGACGUAUAUCAGCCUCCCGCAGACGUUGCGGGUGUUUUUCGGUGGCGGUCAGGAUGGAAGUUAUGGGACCACGUUCGCUGCAAUCGAGAAAGACGAUUCACUCGGGAAGAUUGUACUCCUGCACGGGGCCAAUGGCCCUUCCGAAAACUUACAGCAACUCUCGCUACCCAUUAUGCAGACAGAAGGCCUCUUCAUGACUAACGUUCCUGGAUAUGCGCAAAGGCGACCAAGUCAUAUACCUCUAUCCGGUUUCAACAAUAAUGUCAUGUCUGAGAGUGGGCUUAUAAGCCCUCAAUCUGAACCGCAAUCUUCCGCUCCUUCUCCUACUUCGCGCGCCACAUAUGGCAAGAGACUGAUUGACCCUACGAAGCCAUUGCAUAAGCAAAACCCGCCACCCUGCAAUGAGCACUAUCUUAUGACGUGUACAAAGGGCGUCAAUUGCAAAUACUCGCAUGAUUGGCUGCUCACGUCAGAGCAGCUGGAAGUUCUCGCGAAGAAUGCAAAGAAGGCCCCUUGUAACUACCUCAAGAAUGGCGUGGAUUGUCCGUACGGAGAUAGAUGCUGUUGGGGACAUGUCUGCCCUGGCGGUGCACGAUGCUUCCAUCUCAGCAAGGGAAAGUGCUGGUUUAAGGGUGAGGAUAUGCAUCCUCCCCUCAGUGCCCAAGAUUAUUAG